This is a messenger RNA of Sinocyclocheilus grahami, 1362 nucleotides long. Its product is annotated as heterogeneous nuclear ribonucleoprotein H3-like. Gene Ontology annotation, molecular function: RNA binding. The record is from RefSeq and is a predicted model, not a curated record. The transcript is spliced from 10 exons. Lineage: Eukaryota; Metazoa; Chordata; Actinopteri; Cypriniformes; Cyprinidae. The coding region runs from base 76 to 1266 and encodes 396 amino acids.
CGCGAGACUUCGGCUCUGAACUACUGGACUAUCGUUCAGGGUUACGCUUGACGAUACAGUUCUGUCAAGGUAAACAUGUCUCAUAAUGAUGAAGGAUAUGUGGUACGGAUCCGUGGUUUGCCUUGGUCAUGCACACAGGAGGAAGUGGCCUCCUUUUUCUCUGAUUGUGACAUUGUAGGGAAAGUGAAGGGGGUGUGUUUUACCUUCUCCAAAGAGGGAAGGCAGAGUGGAGAGGCGUUUGUGGAGCUGAAGACAUCAGAGGACUUUAAAAAGGCUUUGGCAAAAGAUCGUAAAUACAUGGGUCAUCGUUACGUCGAAGUGUUCAAGUCAAACCGUAGUGAGAUGGAUUGGGUGCUGAAACGCUCCAGUCCCACAGACUAUGACAGCGGCAGCAGUUGCAUGUUGCGUCUAAGAGGACUGCCAUUCGGCUGCAGUAAAGAAGAAAUUCUACAGUUCUUUUCAGGGUUGAAAAUCGUGCCAAAUGGGAUAGCAUUGCCGAUGGACUACCAGGGGAGGAGCACAGGGGAAGCCUUCGUGCAGUUUGCCUCAAAGGAAAUAGCAGAAAAGGCUCUGGGGAAACACAAGGAAAGAAUAGGGCACAGGUACAUAGAGAUAUUCAAAAGCAGUCAAAAUGAAAUGCGUGCAUACUACGAAGUACCCCGGAGGAUGAUGGGACAGAGGCCUAGUCCAUAUGACAGACCCAUGAUGGGACGCGGGGGCUUCUUUGGGCCCGGGCCUGGAAGGGGAGGUGUUGUCCUGGACCAGAUGCGCAGCGGAGGCGAUUACAGCAGCGGAUAUGGUGGGUUUGAAGACUACAAUGGCUUUAACAACAACUGCUUUGGUAACGGCAUGUUUGAAGAGCGCGUGCGUGAUGAUAGAGGAAGAGGAAGAAUGGGGGGUCAUAGCUACAGCAGCGACUCAAACUCAGGCUUUCACAACGGUCAUUUUGUGCACAUGAGAGGCCUACCGUUCCGUGCUACAGAGGCGGAUAUCGCACAUUUCUUUGCCCCUUUAAUUCCUGUGAGGGUGCAUAUUGAUGUAGGACCUAAUGGAAAGUCUACAGGAGAGGCAGACGUUGAGUUCGGAUCUCACGAAGAUGCUGUAUCUGCCAUGUCAAAAGACAAGAAUCAUAUGCAGCAUCGUUACAUUGAGCUUUUCCUGAAUUCAACUUCAAGUGGGCCGUCCGAAAUGGGCCGUGGAGGAGGUUUCUAUGGCAACUCUGGUGGUAUGGGCUCUCGAGGAAGUGGACUAAGGGGGAUGUAUUGAGGAUGCUUACAAAUCAUGCACUUUUCAACCCAAAGUUGGAACUUCCAGCUUGAAAGGUCUUUUUAUAUGAAUAUGUUUUCACAUGUUCCUAUGAAA